Messenger RNA from Fukomys damarensis (Damara mole-rat), 984 nucleotides. RefSeq names its product sphingosine-1-phosphate phosphatase 1 (gene Sgpp1). Gene Ontology annotation, biological process: phospholipid dephosphorylation; sphingosine metabolic process. Lineage: Eukaryota; Metazoa; Chordata; Mammalia; Rodentia; Bathyergidae. Gene Ontology annotation, cellular component: endoplasmic reticulum membrane. Gene Ontology annotation, molecular function: sphingosine-1-phosphate phosphatase activity. The record is from RefSeq and is a predicted model, not a curated record.
AUGGUUCAGGGGGUCUUGAGGGUCAGUCUGGAAAAUUAUUUUAAACAGAAACCCCACGAUUCUCAGGAUGAGCCCGAGCACUUGAACAAUGAGCCACUCUACUACCUGUUCUCCCUAGGCACCUAACUGGGCAAUGAGAUCUUCUGUAUCCUGGUCUUCCCUUUUUGGAUCUGGAAACUGGACCCCCUAAUGAUUGCUAGCUGGCAAUCACCUGCCUUACCACCUGUGGUCAAGCUGGAGAUUUGCUACAAUUCCAAGAAUGGCUUGCUCUCCACCCAUACCAUGUCCAGCACCACCAUUCCCAUCACCAACCUGGUCCUGCUCACCUACAGCUGCUAGCAGCAUUCUAUGAUACAUGGACAAAUUCUUAAUCCCUUCCGGAGUUCUCUAGUGUGCCUGAGUAGGUUGUACACAGGAAUGCACUCUCUUCUGGACAUUAUUGCUGGAUUCCUAUAUACAUUUAAUUUUAGCUAUCUUGUGUUUUUGGACCUGACUGACAACUUUAACCAAAUUCCUAACUAUGCUUCAUUGAUCAUUAUUGGGCUUCAUUUAGCUUUGGGGAUCUUUUCUUUCACUCUUGACACCUGCAGUACACCCUGAGGCAACACAGCUGAGAUUCUAGGAGGUGCUGCUGGAAUUGCAUGUGGAUCUCCCACUACUUAUAAUGGAUCUAAGCCUUCUGCACACAUUUUACCUUUGUCUAUGCUUCCCAUUCUUCUGGCUCUCUUUGGAAAAACCAUAUUGUGAGUCUUCAUGUGAAUGGUAUUUGUACAAAUAAAGAUAUAAUGAAAAGUUCACCACCCAUUUAGCCUGUAAAAUCUUUAAGACUGUGAUGAUAUUUGAAAAGCAAGAGAGCACAUGGAAGUUGAGCAUUCGUAUCAGUAUAUUACCUAUGGAAUGAUUGGCUUCUCUAUUACAUUUUUUGUUCCCUACAUAUAUUUGUUUAUUGGUACUGAAGCUCUUGAUGGGGAAAUAUUGUUUUAA